This is a messenger RNA of Hippocampus zosterae (dwarf seahorse), 2029 nucleotides long. RefSeq names its product RAB30, member RAS oncogene family (gene rab30). Gene Ontology annotation, cellular component: trans-Golgi network. The record is from RefSeq and is a predicted model, not a curated record. Gene Ontology annotation, molecular function: GTPase activity; GTP binding. Bases 200 to 811 code for a protein of 203 amino acids. Gene Ontology annotation, biological process: Rab protein signal transduction. The transcript is spliced from 4 exons. Lineage: Eukaryota; Metazoa; Chordata; Actinopteri; Syngnathiformes; Syngnathidae.
UGCAGUCGUCCUCCUCCUCCUCCUCCCUCCUUCUCGUCCAUCAGAAGGAGGACGCGCACACACACAGGAAUUGGGACGACUUACUCCGCAGCCAGCCGCGCUGUACUGUUCCGUAUGUGGCCGCUCGAUGAGGUGACCUAUGCAUCGCCAGUAGCCGUCAAAAGCGGGGACAUCCCCUGUUCGUUCUUUUGAGUUGAGCAUGAGUAUGGAGGAUUAUGACUACCUGUUCAAAAUCGUUCUGAUCGGGAACGCCGGAGUCGGGAAGACAUGCCUCGUACGCCGCUUCACUCAGGGCCUGUUCCCGCCUGGACAAGGUGCAACAAUCGGGGUGGAUUUCAUGAUUAAGACGGUGGAGAUUAAGGGGCAGAAGGUGAAGCUGCAGAUAUGGGACACCGCGGGCCAGGAGAGGUUCCGCUCCAUCACUCAGAGUUACUACCGCAGUGCCAACGCCCUCAUUCUCACCUACGACAUCACCUGCGAGGACUCCUUCCGGUGCCUUCCCGAGUGGCUGCGGGAGAUCGAGCAGUACGCCAACAACCAGGUGGUCACCGUCUUAGUCGGUAACAAGAUCGACCUGUCGGAGAAGCGCGAGGUGGCUCGGCAGCGUGCCGAGGACUUUGCGGAGGCGCAGCGCAUGCUGUACCUGGAGACCUCCGCCAAGGAGUCGGACAACGUGGAGAAGCUCUUCUUGGACUUGGCUUCGCAGCUCAUCCGCGAGGCCAAGCACAACAAGCUGGACGACAACGAGGCGGCGCCCGCGCCCGGCGAGGGCAAGACCAUCAGCUACCUGAGCUGCUGCAGCCUCAACUAGCGCGGCGGAAGCGGAUGCGCCCGCUUCCUCUCCCGUCCUCGUGGCGACCGAUCACGCCGCAAGCGUCGGUAUUCACCAGCAGUGUUCGGAACGCUCGGCCAGGUGGCAUCCCGUUGCCGUUUACGUUGCAGAAUGUGCUUUCUUUCCUAAUCCGUCGCACAAUUGUCUUGCCCGCGUGGAGAGCCGUUACAGCGUUGAGUGCAUAUCCUUCCCCGACACGUUACUAGUAUUUCCUUUGCCCUCACGGGAAAGACCGCUCGGAACACUACUAUUGUCGCCGCUACUGUCGGACAUCUAAUGUGCAUUUUCUUUUUGGCCUUAUUAGUAACAUGGCGGCGGCCCGGUAGUCCAGUGGUUAGCACGUUGGCUUCACAAUGCAGCGGUACCGGGUUCGAUUCCAACUCCGGCCUCCCUGUGUGGAGUUUGCAUGUUCUCCCCGGGCCUGCGUGGGUUUUCUCCGGGUGCUCCGGUUUCCUCCCACAUUCCAAAAAUAUGCGUGGCAGGCUGAUUGAACACUCUAAAUUGUCCCUAGAUGUCUCUGUGUGCCCUGCGAUUGGCUGGCAACUGAUUCAGGGUGUCCCCCGCCUACUGCCCGAAGACGGCUGGGAUGGGCUCCAGCACCCCCCGCGACCCUAGUGAGGAUUAAGCGGUUCAGAAAACGGACGGACGGACGGGUACUAACAUGGCGUUUUCCUACAACGGUCCGCCGCACCUGACGAGAGAUUUUCCGUGGUAUCCUUGUACUCGUAUGCUCUUUCCUCACGAGCAAGAUAAUUCAGCGUACUGGUAGGACGACUAUGCGCAGUAGUCCAAUAACUUGAGUCUUACAAGUUUUUUUCGCUACUAUUGCCCGACAUGUGCUACUAGUGGACCGGAAUGUUUUACGAGUGAGGGUUAAGAGUAUAUUAGUACAUGGAGUUUAGGAUGGAUAUCAAAGUAUUGACUAAAAGGGUACUAGUACGCUCCUUGGCCUCACCGGUUCGACAAUUCAGCGUAUUACUAGAAUGGCUGGUUGAACUAGUAACAUACUUUUUUUUCUUCUCCACUAGUGCUUUCCACGACUGUAUGACAUUGCUGCACACGAGGAGGACAGGUCCAUGUUACGAGUGCGCGCACCUUCAGGUCUGCGUACAAGUACACUCUUUGUCAUCGCUCGUAAGACGAAUCGGCACGCUAGUAUAGGAUAUUCAGUAACUAGUGCCAUGACUGAUACUAAAA